Molecule: messenger RNA, 825 nt
Organism: Opisthocomus hoazin
Lineage: Eukaryota; Metazoa; Chordata; Aves; Opisthocomiformes; Opisthocomidae
Source: RefSeq, a predicted model, not a curated record
AUGCAUGAAACUCACAUUGGCAACUUGAAGAGGCAGCUGUGUGUUCUGGGAAGCCACAGAGCCAAGCUGGAAACAGAACUGAGCACCGUACAGGUGAACAAAGCUAAGCCGGAAGCCAGGGUGGAGUCCCUCAGCCAAGAGAUCAACUGCCUGAGGAGCCCAUAUAAGGAAAUCGCUCAGCUCCAAGCAUCCAUUUCGGACACCUCCGUUACUGUGCAAAUGGACCACAGCUGAAGCCUGGACACAGAUGACAUCAUUGCUGAUGUCAAAGCUCAAUGUGACACUGCCAGAAGAAGACGGGUUGCUGUGGAGUCCUGGUACUACAGCCCGUGUGAGGAACUGAGAGAAACCACUGGCAAACACGACGACAGCUUGUGUAACACAAAGAAUGAAAUUGUGGAGCUGAAUCGAGUGAUUCAGAGACUGACUGGAGAAUGUGAAAACACCAAAGCCUAGAGAUGCAAACUGGAAGAAGCCAUUGCUGAAGCUGAGGAGCACAGGGAAGUGGUUGUCAAGGAUGCAAAGUGCCGACUCUCUGAGCUGGAGAUACCCCUGCAGAAGGUGGAGCAGGACAUGGCCUGUGAGCACCAGGAGCUCAUGAAUGUCAAGUUGGCCCUGGACAUCAAGAUCGUGACCUACAGAAAGCUGCUGGAGGGUGAGAAGAGCAGCUACUCUUCCAGCAGCAACCGUAUUCAGAAGCAGAGGUCUGGUGACCGCAGGAGGUGUCAGUGGCAGAAGCAGCUUCACCGGCUCUGGAGACAUCAGUGCUGCGUGUACCACCACGGGACGAUACAGCGCUCUGAGCGGGAAGAACUCCAAUGUUGA